GGAAGAAGUUCGAGCUGCUGCCCAGCCCCCCCGCCUCCCCACUGCCCGGUCCGGCCGAGGAUGCCGCCGCCGACGGCCCGCAGGAGCCCGCCGCGGGGCUGCUGGGCAACCUGAGCGCCUUCGUGCUGCGCGACUGCAUGUGGAGCGGCUUCUCUGCCCGCGACCGCCUGGAGAAAGCCAUGGGCGAAAAGCUGGCGGCCAAGCCCACGCCGGCCCUGGCGCCCGCCCAUGACUUCGGCGGGCUGGGCGGCGAGUGCGUGGCUCCGGGCGCAGUUUUCGCCUGGCCCGGCGGGAGCGCGGCGGCGGCGCCGCCCGCGGACACCAAGAUCCCGGUUUCGUCCGGCUCCGAGAGCCAGAGUGACUCCGAAGAAGAAGAAAUCGAUGUGGUGACCGUUGAGAAGAGGCAGGCUUUGGGGACAAGGAAGCCAGUCACCAUCACAGUGCGGGAUGACCCUCUGGAUCCCUGCACCAAGCAUUUCCAUAUUGCCAUCCAUCAACAGCAGCACAACUAUGCUGCCCGCUCCCCACCUGAGGCUCACUCCAUUAAGGGGCCUUUGGAGAAGGGCAGCCUGGAUGCCGAAGACAAUGAGCCACAGUCGCCCGGGCAGGGGGUAGAGAGUUUCCUUCCUGCGGUUUCCCUCCCCAAGGCUGGUGGUGCUCCUGGCUCGGACAGUGAGGAUGUGACCAAGAGGAAAAACCACAACUAUUUAGAGCGCAAGCGGAGGAAUGAUCUUCGUUCGCGUUUCCUGGCACUGAGGGACCAGGUGCCCGGUCUCGCAUCCUGCCCCAAAACCCCCAAAGUGGUGGUCCUGAGCAAAGCUUCCGAGUAUCUGCAUCUGCUUCUCAGUGCCGAGCAGCAAAUGGUGGCUGAGAAGAAGCUGCUGAAACUGCACCAGCUCCAGCUACGGAAACAGAUUUCACACCUGCAGGGCACGGAGUAGCUGGCCAGGCCUCCUGGGUUUUUAGUCGCAUCGGCACUUUUUGGUUGGUUAUGGGUUGCAGACUCCUAAUGGAAUGUCAUUCCCAUCAUGCACUGCAAGUCAUAUGGGGCUUGUCCUUAUUCUGCUGCUCCCGUCUGAAUUCUGUUCCUCCUUCCAGGAGAGAGAGGGGGCUUCAGCUGCCAAAAUGAGGCUUUUGCUGCACAACGUUGGAUUAUGGCCAAGCCCCACGGCCGUCUCCUUUUUGGUGGGCCCAGCUGGACCCAGACGGCUGUUUCUCCAGAGGGACCUAGACACACCAGACACACCACACUUGAUGUUUCAAGGGGGCCCUGAGCCACAUUUCUCAGUGGAGGUCAAGAGUGCAUGGUGCAUUUGUAAUUUGUGGAGGGUGGAUCUUUCUGCAAUUUGUUGCUUUUUUCAUAAUAAUGUGAUGGUAGUCAAAUUCUCUGUCUCGUCCCUUUGUUCCUGGACCAAGACUUCUUAGAAUUGGCAUUUUCUGUUCCUCCAACAAAUUGUGGAUGGAUCCUUUGUGCAAAAGGUUAUUUCAAUCUCUGGAGUCCAGGGGAGCUCAGACCUCCCUGGAAAGGCAGCAAGGAGCUGCCUCUGGUUUUAGGGAGACCUCAUUCCAGUUGAGUGCAACCUGCGCAAGUGGGAGUCCAUGACAAGCGUUUGGUGCAAAAGGCACUUUGGCCACAGAUACCAUCUGUCUUGUCAGAGUUUCUCCAGCUCACAUGGGUGGGGGCUUAAAAAAGCACCCCACUUUACACUAUCACUAGAACAGCACUACAAUCACCUUGAAUUUGAUUUACCUCAUUCUUUUUCCAUUUAAUGACAAACCAGGGCUUAUCUUGGCAUUUGUAUAUCCUAGAACCUAAUGUAGUGACUGCCUCAUUCUUUGUACCAAACUGCUUUUUAAAGAUAUAUACUGUAUUUUUGUACUUUUUAGAUUUUUUUUGGUUUUUGUAAAAUGUUGGCUCUUUCCCUCCCCCCCUUUGUUUCUAUACCCAAAUAUACCGCCUGCAGUCAGGGAGGUGGGCCACCUCAGUGGCUUCCAAGGGAGUGAUUCAAAUUGGCUCCCUUGGGAACAGGCUGCUUUCCAAAAACUGGGAUGACUGGAAAUUCUUCUUGCAGGGAAGAGGCUAGUUCCAACUUGCAAGCACCAAUAACAGAUGUCCCAGGGGCCUGUCUUGUGGGAAGCAGAGCCGACCCUGCACUUUCAACCUGACUCCAAGAUGGGGUUUCUUUCCCAGAGAAAGCAGGAAAGGGCUGCUCUUGUACUGGGCUACUAUGGGCUGCCCAUCUGUGGGGCAAACCUUCAGGGCAGCAAAGUAGGUGAGGUGCGAGUCCUGGCUUGCCAGAAGCAUUGAGAAGUGAACGAGGAGGCUGGCAAGUGCAAGGUGCAUGGUGGAUGAGGAAAGCUGUGUGUGUGCGCCUUCCCUGGGCUUUAAUGUCAUGUGCUGCACCAAGCUCACUGGGAAAGGUGGAUGCCUAAAGCAGGGAUCUCCAAACUUGGCAACUUUAAGACUUCUGGACUUCAACUCCCUGGAUUCCUCAGUCAGACUCAGAAGCCUUAAAGUUGUCAGUUUUAGAGACUCCUGGCCUAAUCCUUUCGGAAACUGUCCUUCUGCCCAAGGCCUCUGCAGUGGGUCCCUUUCUUCUUCAGUGGAAGAGCCACCCGAGGAUCCAUGCUGGUGGGAUGGGCAGAAAGACUGCCACGUUUAUCUGCUGCAAAGGACUCCUGUUCAUGGUGGGCUUUAUUUCUAGGUUGGGAUGGCAGCCUUUGCUAAUGGGAGAGGGGCUGAGCAGCAUCUCCCUCUGCUUGGGCCAAGCUUUCCUAGAGAGCGGCUGCUCCCUCCUUAUGCAAACCUCCCCCAUCCUCCCCCAUUUCAGGAGGGGUGAGAGUGAUGGGCCCCCUUGCUGGCACAGUACAGGUUCCACCAUGCAGAUGCCGCUGGGAUGUUCCUCAGCCCGCCCU
Messenger RNA from Thamnophis sirtalis, 2916 nucleotides. RefSeq names its product MYCL proto-oncogene, bHLH transcription factor (gene MYCL). Gene Ontology annotation, molecular function: protein dimerization activity; DNA-binding transcription factor activity. The record is from RefSeq and is a predicted model, not a curated record. Gene Ontology annotation, biological process: regulation of DNA-templated transcription. NCBI's taxonomy places the organism in Eukaryota, Metazoa, Chordata, Lepidosauria, Squamata, Natricidae.